ACCUGUCUUCUCAGUCGCGUCUCGGCCGUCCCGGCACUCUGGCGCGAAAGUUGCCCAACCCGGCACAGUGUUGUUAUUUGGCGGCAGCCAGGGCCUGCCGUUUUGGUUUUGCGAGUUUCAAAGAGUCAAAUCAUGUGGCGAUCGGCGCGAGCGGUGCUUCUGGCGACGGCGUGCAUCUGUCUCUCUCGUGCGAGCAGCCAGCCGGUGAAGCCAUCGAACACGGUUAACGCUAUUGUUUCCUGUUCGCGAAACGAUACAGCGAGUGAUCUUAACCAGUGCAUAUCAAGAGGAAUAGAACACUUUUUAAGAACGGCUAAAAAUGGUUUGCCAGACAUCGGCCUGCCGUCUCUGGAUCCGUUUAUGGUGAAGCACUUGACACUCAAAGAAGGAUCUGGCAAGGUCGCGGUGUCCUUCGAUUUCCACGAUGUGCGCUUCAAGGGUUUCAGCGGCGCGGAGGUCUACUCAGCCAGGAUGAACGUGAACGACAAGAAGCUGGAGGUGUCUCUGAGAGCGCCCGUCUACGAGGUGGACGGCUUCUACUCGUGCGAGGGCGCCGUGUACGAGCUGCCUUUGUCCAGCAACGGCCGCUUCACCGUCACCAUGACCGACGUCACCAGCGCGUGGAUGCUCUACUUCCUCGCCAAGACGGCCAACAACGACACCAUGCUGGCCGCCAACCGCUUUAUCGUGGACGUCAGCCCGGCCAACGUCGUGUACCGCUUCGACAAGAAGUUCGACGGAGAGAACAACCUAGGUAUAGGCGAAGCCAUGGAUGAAUUCAUGAACGAGAACGCUCUGGAAAUCUACAACAUCAUCAAGCCCCAGAUCAUGAAGAUAAUGGGCGGAAAGUUCCUCGAACUGGCCAACCAGGUCCUAAUGAAUUAUCCCAGCGCCCUGGACCUGGCCAGCAAAUAGCGCCUAGCCUCUCGAGUCUCGAUAGUCUCGAAUCGCGGGGCACUAACUCACUCCAUCAUCAGAACCUCGCGCCGGACUGACGCAGGCGACGCAGCCAUCGCAGAGCGAGGUCCGGCCGCUGUGGCCCGUAGGCCGCCUCCGAGGCGCCGCCGGGACGGUGGCCUUCCUCUUCCACUUCAACUUGAGAGGCCACACCACAAUUGAUCGCCCCUGCAGAGAUCCGCUCGCGGCACCUAGCAAUCUGGCGGUCGAACCAGCGGCCAACUCGCCAAAAAACCAUUUUUCUCGAGUCAGUCAUUAAUUUUGAGUAUUGGGGAGGAGCAGCGGACAGCUCGCGGGUUAGAAACGUUCGCGAAGCCCAAAGCCUAUCUUCCCGCGUGACGUCACAGACGCAGCCCAGGAAACGUGUGGAGGCUGCUGCUGGACCGAGCAGCUAGCCGCUGGCCAAAACAACUCGUGCCAAGGCCAGCAGCGUAGUAUUAUUCUCGUGCAUACUUACAAGAAAGGUGCAGCUUGCUGUGUGUGAUGUGCUGUUUGCGCACCAUUGCACACUAUGCAGUUCAAGGUGUCACUGUGACAUUGUAGUACUGGUGCGGUUCGCAACACUCGCCGCUCGCUAGCUUUAAGUAGUGAUAAAUGAGAUGGGAACGCAAACGAGGAACAUGAAAAGAAGAUUUUACUGUGAUAUUUUUAGCAUCUAUUUAUUUUCACUGAAGCCUCACUAUUUUAUUUUAUUUCAUCACAUCUAACAACAGCAGAAGAACGUAAAUAUUACGCCCUAUGUGAAUCAAUACUAAGUUUAUAUUGUUAAAAUAUGGUUUAACGUUUCAGAUGAAAAAUGAACUGUUUUAAUUGUAUGCUGUUGUUCGUGGAUAUUAAAUUUCGUGCUUCUAAUGUG
Messenger RNA from Thrips palmi, 1813 nucleotides. RefSeq lists its product as uncharacterized. The record is from RefSeq and is a predicted model, not a curated record. The transcript is spliced from 6 exons. Bases 133 to 915 code for a protein of 260 amino acids. NCBI's taxonomy places the organism in Eukaryota, Metazoa, Arthropoda, Insecta, Thysanoptera, Thripidae.